ACCCUGGGGAAACGCUGUUUUCAAUUUGGGAUCUUAACUCAAUCACAUUUAGUACUUGUAGAAAAUAGAUUUUUGUUUCAUCAUGUUUCAAAAAAAUGUCACACUAAUGGUGCACAGCACUAAUGCCUGUUCCAAUAUAGACUUUAAAAGUUAAGUAAAAAUGUUUCUGGAUAAACAAUAUUUGUCUAAAUCCCAUCAGACUUAUUACAUAUUUUUAAUUUACAUAAAAAAUAGUUAAUAAUAAUGGUCAUAUAAUUCUUGAAAGAGUGCUGUGGACUUUCUCAAGGUCGAUUCUUAUAGACGGCUCCUCAGAAAUAUGUGAUGCCCUCUCGUUCUGUCUGUGUCUGGUUGAUAGAGAUGCUGUUAUGUUGUUGAUACGCUGGAUGCCUCUCCUACUCGUGGGGACAGAAGGGGGCAGUGUGAACACAACAACCUUAGGAAGACAUAAUUGACUGCAACGCCGUCCAGUCUGGUGCCUUAACAUGGCCAUAGCAUUUCAUCUCAAAUUAACAAUUAUUAUUAUUCAGUCAAACUGGAACAUUUGAAACUAAAAAAGUGUUUACAUUUUUAUGCAAAAUUUUAUUUCAGGGUUUUACCUAAGUGUUCUUCUGUAGCUUUGAACUUAAAUAUAAUAUUGUACAUACAGAACAGCCUGCUUAAUGGCAUUAAUGUGGAAUCUCAUAUUGACUACUCGCGUGGUGCCACUAGAGCUCCAAAAGCACCUUGAAGAGAAAAAUGUUCAGUCCGUCUCAUAUUCCUUACUGACUUUAUGGCAAUAUCUCAAAUGAAAGUGCCUCCCCAACUCAUUUAUCUGAUCUCUUUGCAUCUAAUCAAUCCCCUAAAUGAAUGAAAGUGAGUCACAACUAGAUGUCAUCACAUUUAUCUGCAGGCGUGCCUCAAAGUGCACACACCUAAAUGCUACUGCUCUAAAGAGGGUGCACUGUGGAAAUACUGAUGGGGCUACUUGACAGCUGAGAUGUAUUUUCUUCUAUGUUACAGUAUGAUGAGAAUGGACUUUACAGCCUCACUGUGUUGUUGUAUUCUGUGAUACAUCAAAGCUGCUUUAGAGGAUUUGUAGUUUUGUAUAAAGGCAGAUUUCUGCAAGAGACAUGUUGGCUAAAAUCUGAUUUACAGGCAGCAUGAUUCUCAAUUUCAGCCUGGCGCCACCAUGCAGACGAUGGGCCCGUUUCGUUUGGAUUCACACCAGCGAUCACUUGUGAUCGUUGACGUGAAGCCGAGUGAAUCAGGGCAACGUUCUGUCUUCUCAUGCUAACCAAAAAUUCUGUUUUUGAGAUCUUUUUGAAAUCAGGAAAAAAAAAAUUGAAGGUGUCCACUCAAACCGAGUCCUGUCUUUGUUCAUGAGGAAGUGGAGAGUUGAGCCAUGGAGCUGAUGGAGUCAAGGAAAGAAUGAAUAACUAUCAGUCCUGCAACAGCGGCUCCAGCGUCCCUAGGUGACCGCGCCACUGAGCCCGUGCUCGCUCCAUCGCACCCCACUCCACGCCUGCUGCCACCCUGAAGGUAGAUGCAUCACGCUGGGGAAACUGCGCAACAGCAUCCCCCUCUCUCCCACCAGCUCCCCCAAUAAACCUCCUCCACAGCACGGUGGCCUCCUGGCAGCCCUCACACAUCUCCGGGUCGCCACUACAGCCCCGGUCCCCACAGUCCACACAAUCCCUCAGAAAGCACAGCUCCCUCUCACACACACUCUCACACACUUCUUGUUUAAUUCAGAAGAAACAAAUGAUCAACGUCAACAAAAAAUAACCUGAAAUAGUGACUUUAGGAGUUUGGAAUCAAUGGUUAUUUGGAGACACCACCGACCGUAGACUUUAAAGGAAAAAGGACAUUUUCUUUUAAAAAAAAGAAGGAAGAACAAAGGGGAAAAAAUCCAAGUAUUGGGAACCUGAAGCUUACUUUCUUUUUUUUUUGUCAAGAGCUUGAAGUCAGGUGGCGUUCACAGUCAGGAAGUCAUGUCCAGAUCGGGUGAUAGAACAUCCACCUUUGACCCAACACACAGUGACACCCUGCUGCACGGGCUCAACCUCUUGUGGAGGAAACAGCUUUUCUGUGAUGUGACUCUCACCGCCCAGGGACAGCAGUUCCACUGCCACAAAGCCGUGCUGGCGUCCUGCUCCCAGUAUUUCAGAUCCCUCUUCUCUUCCCACAAUGUGAUCCACAAUGAGGGGAGCAAAGGGGACCAGGGCAGCAGUGGGACCCCCUCUUCCUCCCCCGACGACAAGCUGGUGACCCCCAGCGCCAGGCCCAUCAAUAACCUGGUGCUCCAGGGCUGCUCCUCCAUUGGACUACGAUUAGUGCUGGAGUACCUGUACACUGCCAACGUGACUCUUUCCCUGGACACGGUGGAAGAGGUGCUGUCAGUCAGCAAGAUCCUCAACAUCCCCCAGAUCACCAAGCUCAGCGUGCAGUUCCUCAACGACCAGAUCUCGGUGCAGAACUACAAGCAGAUCUGCAAGAUUGCCGCGCUCCACGGACUGGAUGAGACCAAGAAGCUGGCCAACAAGUACCUGGUGGAGGACGUGCUGCUGCUGAACUUUGAGGAGAUGUGCGCCAUGCUGGAUGCUCUGCCACCCCCGGUGGAGUCAGAGCUGGCUCUCUUCCAGAUGUCAGUCCUCUGGCUGGAGCAUGACCGGGAGACUCGCAUGCACUAUGCGCCGGACCUCAUGAAGAGGCUGCGCUUCGCCCUCAUACCUGCUCCAGAGCUGGUGGAGAGGGUGCAGUCUGUUGACUUCAUGAGGACUGACCCCGUGUGCCAGAAGCUACUCCUGGAUGCCAUGAACUACCACCUGAUGCCCUUCAGGCAGCACUGCAGGCAGACCACGGCCAGCAGAAUCCGUUCCAAUAAGAGAAUGCUGUUACUGGUGGGUGGUUUGCCUCCUGGACCUGAUCGUCUCCCCAGCAAUUUGGUCCAGUACUAUGACGACGAGAAAAAGACAUGGAAGAUCCUAACAAUAAUGCCUUACAACAGCGCCCAUCACUGCGUGGUGGAGGUGGAGAACUUCCUGCUGCUGCUGGGCGGAGAGGACCAGUGGAACCCCAACGGAAAGCACAGCACUCAUUUUGUCAGCCGCUAUGAUCCCAGAUUCAACAGUUGGAUACAGUUGCCUCCUAUGCAGGAGAGGAGAGCCAGUUUCUUUGCCUGCCGCAUGGAUAAGCACCUGUACGUGAUUGGUGGUAGGAACGAGAGCGGCUACCUCUCCAGCGUUGAGUCCUACAACCUGGAGACUAACGAGUGGAACUACUUGUCGUCCCUGCCGCAGCCUCUGGCCGCCCAUGCAGGAUCAGUGCACAACGGCAAGAUCUACAUAUCAGGAGGCGUGCACAAUGGAGAGUAUGUGUCCUGGCUCUACUGUUAUGACCCUAUAAUGGAUGUGUGGGCGAGGAAACAGGAUAUGAACACAAAGCGCGCCAUUCAUGCCCUGGCUGGAAUGAACGACCGCCUAUAUGCUAUUGGUGGAAACCAUUUGAAAGGUUUCUCCCAUUUAGACGUAAUGUUGGUGGAGUGUUAUGACCCCAAAGCUGACCAGUGGAACAUCCUGCAGACUCCCAUCCUGGAGGGUCGCAGCGGCCCGGGCUGUGCUGUGUUGGAUGAGAGCAUCUUCCUCAUGGGGGGCUACAGCUGGAGCAUGGGGGCCUAUAAGUCUUCUACCAUCUGCUACAGCCCAGAGAAAGGAACAUGGACUGAGUUGGAGGGAGAGGUGGCGGAGCCCUUAGCGGGCCCGGCCUGUUCCACCGUCAUACUGCCUGCCUGCCUUCCCUUUAACAAAUGACAACUAAUCCAACCAAAGGCCAGAAAGGGUGCGGAGCGGCAGAGUGAAUGGGAGGAGGACCAUCAAUAAGCAAAACAGUCGUCAACAAUUUUGUGACAAACCCUCCGGUCAGACGACGGGGGUGUGUAUAAAUUAUUUUUUUACAGGUUUGACCAGAGCACUUUCGUUAUUCCCUACUGAAGGUUUGAAAAAAAGAAAAAAAAAGAAUUGUGUAUCUCAUGUAUUUAAACUCAUCUGUGUUCUGAGAAAUGGUCGGUUUCAUAUUUGAUUUGAUUUAAACUGAUAGUAAGUGUUUUUGGCUUCUCUUCUAUAGCACGCAUAGUGUUAAACUGAAUUAUAGCUUUCAAAUCCAUUGUAUCUUGUAUUCAGUAGAGGCAUAAUUCCAUCAAAAUGCAGUGUUGUUUCAUGGACUGACACUGGGAGAAAGGGUGUCGCGGGGUUAAGUUAAACUAGGGCUGCGUGAGUUACAUUAACCGUGAUGAUCAAAGUGUAUAAAUAUUCUUCAUCACUGGCGUUAUAACUCAUUUCUCUCUGGCUGGAUUGUGCACUUAUCCCGUUGUUGGAUCAUUAUGCAACUGUUUCGUUGUCUUUCUCUAAAAAUGAACUUAUUUACGUGUCUAAAAUGGGGACAUUUCCAGAAACUUUUCCUACUGUAAGUGCUGUCAUUAUUUAACUGACAAAAAAACAUUGUAACUAGACCUGCAAGCAGGUAUACCGGGUCCAACACAACCAGGAGGACAUUGUAAAAAAGACACAUUUACACAAUGAUCUUUAUGAGGAUGUGUCCAUGUCACUCAGCUCUAAUUUAUAACUAGUUAUCUUUACACCCAAACUGAAGUUUCUGUAUAACUUGACAGAAAAAAAAUCUUGCCAAAUAUUUGUGGCAACUAUUCUUCAUGCUGCAAGCAAAACAAUUGAAGGUUUACCAUUGACUCUUAAUAUUCAUAUGACGCACUAAUGUUCAUAUUAUUAUACAAUGACGGUACAAUCAAAUUGUAAUUGCUAGUCCAUGUAUCUAUGGGUAGCAUUUUUGAGUAAACGGAGAGGACAUUGGUUUGUUCUCCUUUACAAGUUAAUGCUAACAGGCCUGUUUAUGAGGCCAUGAAGCAUUUCAUCUUUAAUGUAUGAAAAACAAACAACUGGUCCUUAAUGCACUAAUUACGAACUUUGAAUUCAGCAAACAAAAGUUCACUAAAAUGUAAAUUAAUUAAUGUGCUGUGUUUUUAAAAAAAAAAGCAUCAAAUGAAUCUAAGUCCAGUCUAGUCUACGUUAUUAGGUUCAAAAGGUUGACUCUAAAUAUCGAUGCAGUACCUGUUGAACUCUGUAAAGAUUUGUUGAUUUCAUUCUUGUACAUAAUCGCUUGCAGUGAAACAUUUUUGUGCACUCAACCUUGGAUUUAUUCUCAAAUCCUGUUAUGUCCUUUGCAUUUUAGAAUAUGAAAAUAAAUUGACUCUUGAUGAUUAAAA
Sebastes umbrosus (honeycomb rockfish) is the source of this 5254-nucleotide messenger RNA. RefSeq names its product kelch-like family member 14 (gene klhl14). The coding region runs from base 1971 to 3788 and encodes 605 amino acids. NCBI's taxonomy places the organism in Eukaryota, Metazoa, Chordata, Actinopteri, Perciformes, Sebastidae. Gene Ontology annotation, molecular function: protein binding. The transcript is spliced from 11 exons. The record is from RefSeq and is a predicted model, not a curated record.